CACGGUGUGAGGGGCGCGUGAGAUGAAGGUCUUCGGAGAGCCGGUCAGCGGUGACCGGCGGGCGGAGCUAACGAAAGUGAAGCCCUGCUUUCAGCGCAGGCUGUCUGCUCCCUCACUCAUUGUCAGUAAAGCACUGAGCAGGACAAAGGCCAGCACUGCCAGCAGUGAGUGUGUGUCUGACGUUAGCCCCGCCUCCUGUGACCUGGUGCAGUCCCUGCUGGGCCCCAGGCGGACGCUGGUUUGUCAUGGCGUCGCGCGGCUGCAGGCGGGGCUUCAGACUCAGGAGCGCUACCUCUUCCUCUUCAGCGAUGUCUUCAUCAUCGGCAAGGCCAAGUCCUGUUCUCAGGUCAAGCAGAAGGCGUGUGUGCGUGUGUGUGAGAUGUGGACGGCCAGCUGCCUGGACGAGGUGUGUGAGAGCACCACCAGUCCAGACACGAGCUUUGUCAUCGGCUGGCCCACAUACAACUGUGUGGCUACUUUCAGCACGGCUUACCAGAAAGAGAGGUGGCUCUCCCUACUUGAAAGCUGUAUACAAGAGGAGAAAGAGCAUGAUGACCCAAAAGUCAUCCCACUCAAGAUAUAUGUGAAGGAUACUGGGAACUGUGCCUACACAAAAGCUCUCUCUGUCAGAAAUACGGACUGCACCUCUGACGUUAUCAACACAGCGCUCCAGCAGUUUGGACUGCAGGGAACCGUGAAGGACUAUCAGUUGUGGGUGAGCUCCAGUAAGGAUGAGGCUCCGUACCCUCUGAUUGGUCAUGAGUUCCCAUACAGUAUAAAGAUGAACCACUUACGGGCGCUGCAGCAAGACGGAGAGACGCUUCCUCACCACCAGGUGGCGCUGUUGUCUGAUGAUACACGCUGUCAGUUCAUCCUGAGGCCUUGUAGAAUGAACUGCAACCACACUGUAACAGAUGAACCCAGGAUUAAGAGAAAGGUGCCACUGUUUACUUGGCCAUUCAGACGAAGCUCCACCACAGACCUGGACAGCCAACUACAAUCAUCAACCCCUCCUGACUUCGCUCCUGGAUGUCUGUUUGGACGGCCACUCAGUGAUGUAAUCGUUGACCACACCCUUCCUCCACCCGUCAAGGAUAUGCUGCUGUAUUUGUGUAUCGAGGGGGCUGCAACCUGUGGAAUAUUCCGGCGCUCUGCUGGGGUCAAGGCUUGCCGGGAAUUAAGAAUGAAACUGGACUCCGGUAACAACAACCACUGCCUGAGCGAAGAAUCUGUAUUUGUGACUGCUGCUGUUUUUAAGGAGUUCCUGCGGAAUAUUCCAGGCAGUCUGCUGUGUGAAGAUCUCUAUGACCAGUGGCUCAAAGCAGUGGAGUGCAAUGCAGAAAGAGGAAACGAGAGCAGUGUACAGGAAGUGCAGAGGCUGAUCCAGCUCUUACCUGAGGAGCACUGUCUGUUGCUGAAACACGUGAUAGCAAUGCUUCACUGCGUCCAGAGCCGCGCUGACCACAACCAGAUGAACUCUUCUAACCUGGCUGUGUGCAUCGCCCCGAGUCUGCUGUGGAGCAGCUCUUUGCUCACUCUGCAAGAGGACACCAAGAAGGUUUGCGACCUUGUUCGCUUCUUGAUUGACAACUGCCAUUCUGUGUUUGGGGAUGACAUCACAUCUCUUAUUGACCUUUCUCUGGACAGCAGGAGGAACCGCAGAUCUGGUAACUACAAUAAUGCAGGGUCUUUGCGGCAUUUAUCGGACUCCUGUUACGACAGUCUGGAGAAUGAGCUGAACGCUGAACCUGAGGACAUGCCCUCGAUCUGCCUCAACACACUGAGCCAAGAUUCGCUCAUCUCUCUGAGUGACUGUGAUCUUGACCAAUCAGAGCUUGACGCUGAACCUGACUCCUCCCUACCACUUGCUCGAAUCAGGACCUUUACACCUGCUGUACGUCAACCUCGGCCUCAGAAAUUGCGCCGCUGCUCUGAGCCGGCCUUGGUGGACCAUGCCCCCUCGGGCCUGGAAGUACGUAAGGCAAGCCUUGAUAGCAGUGCCUUGCAAGAAGAAAUGAGGGUUGAGGAUGGUAGAGACAACGUGUUCCUGGAACCCGGCUUUCGAAACCUGAAGCUAACGUGCAGAGGGGGAGAAGUUGGCCAACAUAGACGACUAAACUUGCGAUUGGGCAACUCUGGAUCCAGUUUAUCAUCCUCCGCAAGUUCUUCUUUGUCUGUGAGCUCAAUGGAAAUUUCAUCAGACAGUGUUUUCUCUCAAAGUGAUGAUCACAGUGGCCCUCUUGGUCCCCAAGGUUCUUCACCGAAGUUGCAAUAUGAAGUACCUUUGCAGAAGAACCAAAAUAGUUUACGUCCAGUUACCUUGACAAAAGGGUAUCCAUCACAAGAACCAGACAGCAUUCAGGUCAAUGGAGGAUCAUGUGUCAAGCAUCUUUCUUGCAGGGCCAGCAAACCUCCAUCCUACCAGGAGGCUUUAUUGUACCUUAACAGAAGUCCUCCAGCACAAGUGCUGAAAAAUAGUCCCGUCACACAAACGUCAUCCAUCCAGCUCUUCCACGAAGGAAAAAGCCUUUUCUACAGGGGUCCAGUACCCUGCCCAAUAGUGGAACCCCAGAGUCCCUCAAAUUGCCAAACUCUUAGCUCUAACUGCUCCGAGGCUCACUCAUGGUCAGAUAAAGCCACUACAAAUCUGGACCCUCGGGCAGACAACGAGGUUUUCCUACCCCAAAGUGUGUUUUUCGGACAGAGCUGUAGGCUGACGAUGCAAAGGUCCAGGCUUCCAUCUCAGGACACAGUAACUGCUCUUCCUGGCCUUCUCUCAGGCAGGUCCAGAGGACUUGACUCCCAUCAUUCCACCAGACAGAAUGUCCAGAACUCUUUCAUAAAGCCAUCCUCUAACGGACUCGGAGUGGUCAGGGGGUUGGAAGACCUGGACCAGUGCAGUGGUGGACUGUACAGCGGUCAAUUGGGUGAAGACUUGGAGCAUGGACUCCACCCAGAGGAAUCUUAUGUUUAA
Colossoma macropomum (tambaqui) is the source of this 2974-nucleotide messenger RNA. It is a transcript of the gene arhgap20, whose product is annotated as Rho GTPase activating protein 20. The transcript is spliced from 15 exons. The coding region runs from base 23 to 2974 and encodes 983 amino acids. The record is from RefSeq and is a predicted model, not a curated record. Gene Ontology annotation, biological process: signal transduction; regulation of Rho protein signal transduction. Gene Ontology annotation, molecular function: GTPase activator activity. Lineage: Eukaryota; Metazoa; Chordata; Actinopteri; Characiformes; Serrasalmidae.